AUGAUGCUGUUACAAGCAGACGAACAAAUGCCAUCAGGAGACCAGGAGACCGGGAGACCAGCACAAUCAGGUCGACAGACAAGCAUAGAUCCUGACGACAUGUUGGCUUGUAGACACAAGCGGAAGCACCAACGCAAACGCCGACACCAGCUAAAGCUGAUUCUGAAGCAGCAGCUCUGGCAAACGUACAAACAACAGCACAAGCAGGCGCCAAAGCAGCAAAAAGACAUGAACCCACACUCGAGUGGGUUCGCCUGGUGA
Protopolystoma xenopodis is the source of this 261-nucleotide messenger RNA. NCBI's taxonomy places the organism in Eukaryota, Metazoa, Platyhelminthes, Monogenea, Polystomatidea, Polystomatidae. The record is from the annotation of a GenBank genome assembly.